Trichobilharzia regenti is the source of this 1696-nucleotide messenger RNA. NCBI's taxonomy places the organism in Eukaryota, Metazoa, Platyhelminthes, Trematoda, Strigeidida, Schistosomatidae. The record is from the annotation of a GenBank genome assembly.
CACUUACUCAACCGUCAGUAACACUAGUAUUUGCAAGUGCUUUCUGAAGUCAGCUUUACUUUAAAGUUUACGCAAACUUGAACUUACCAACCGCAAAAGGUAGGAGUGACCUACAGGUGUUUAACCGCCACACUUGGAGUUCAAGGCCUUUUCCUCUCAUCAGGCGCCCCUUGACGUAUGCCUGGAUUACGAUGGUUACGUCGUUUAUCUACCUGUGGCGUCAGCAUUGCUCGUUGUUUACUUGUAUCUCGUAUUUUUAAAAGUCGAGUUGCAAAAAAUGUCAUAACCCGUCUUUCCCUAGGAUUAUUUACCAUCUAUUUACUGCUUUUUGAAAUCUACUUGGUAUUGCCUUCGCUAUUUGGUCAUGAAAUUCGUCUCACAUACUUCAUAUUACUGGUUAUUUAUGCAUUUUUCUAUGCAAGCGUUAUAAAAUGCAUUUUUGUAGACCCGAGUAUUCGUGGUCUCUUGCUUUCUUCGAAGUCAAAACCUGAUUGGAGUUAUUGUCUUACAUGCCAAACUGUGCGACCACCUCGUUCUCACCACUGCUUUGAUUGUGGCACAUGUGUUUUGCGACGUGACCAUCACUGUACUAUCAUAGCUCAGUGUAUUGGUCAUGCAAAUUGGCGAUAUUUUUGUAACACUCUAUUCUAUGGUAUGUUAGGCUGUAUAUUUAUGAGUUAUUAUAAUCUACAGCUUAUAUUUCAAUCAGAUUAUUUUCCGUUAACCUGGUCGAUAUACUAUCGUUUGUUAUGUAUAUUAGCACCGCCUGGUUUUAUGUGGUUAACUGGUUAUUUAACAUUUUUACAAAGUUUUAUAUUUUUAACAACAAGUUUAUCCUUUUUUACAGCUUGUCUUUUAUGCGUAUUUAUUAUUUAUCAAUUUAAUAUGAUGUUGUGUAAUCAAACAAUGUUUGAAAGAGCAUUUCAUUCAUUCAGUCGUCAUCAUAAUCACACUAAUAAUAACGAUAGUUCUACUGAUUGUAGUAGUACAGCGGUAAGAACCUAUCAACAACAGAAGGAGAAGGAAGAGAAAGAGAUAUUGAAGACAUUAUCAGCUACAGCUCAACAACAGCAACCGCUACUAGGUAACAAUAACUCGUCGCCUUGUAUGUAUAAUAUCGGUUAUAUAAGUAAUAUAAAACAAUAUUUGGGUGAACGUUGGAUUUUAGCUUUUCUCUGUCCUCUAGUCAAUUCUCCACUGACUACAGAUGGUUUAAGCUAUCCAAUAUCAGAUGGCGUAAAAUUUAAAUGAAGGAGGCACAAUUUUACUUUUUUUGUUUUCUCCCUUGUUUUCUUUUCGUUUUUCUCUUCUUCUUCCUUCUCUUCCUUUGAGCUUGUCUAUGUAUUUUGUUUAUUUUCUUAAAAAUUGUUUGCCAUGCAAUUUCGUCCUUAUAUAUUGACAAACCAGUAUCCUAAUUUGUAAAGAAAAUAUAUACGUAUGUAAGUAAUUACCUAUAUAUAUUUAUUAUAGUGUAAUUAUUAUUAUAUUACUACUGUCUAUUAUACCUUUGUUUGUAAGUUACCAGUGGUAGAGGAAGAAGCAGACAGCUGCGGCGGGGUGAGGUAGGGGUGCAUUUUUUCAAUAUUUCCUUACGUCCCCAAUAGAACAUAGAGAUUCAAGCUAGAGGCUUGAAGUUUCGGUGGCAGUGGUGUUUAUUUCUACGGGAUGGGGUUACUAACCCUACGCCCAACCUCCC